AUGCCACCAGAACUCAUACCAGAAGAUGAAGACUAUGCAUCCGAAGAAGAUUCUGAUUUCGCACCCGACGCUGCGCCCGCAAAAGAAGACGCGGAUACUUCAGACGAUGAAGCGGAGCCCGAGGAGGUGAAGGCGCCGAAGUUUUCGAAAAGGAAAAGGGCCCCAGACGAUGACGCCGAGGAUGCUGGGUUUGAAAACUCAGGCGACGAAGCAAUCAUUGAAAAGGGGUUGAAGCGACAGAAGAAAAGGAGCAAGAAAGGCAAAGAUGAGGAGGAAGAUGAGGGUGGAGAAGGCGGCUUGGUAAAGACGAGGAGUAUGAGGGCUGCUGCGAAAACCGAAAAGAAAGUAGCACUAGUAGACUCAUCGAAAUCUACUGUCGACGUUGACGCGCUCUGGGCUUCUAUGACAACCAACAAACCGUCUUCAAGCCAUGCGAACCCCGUCACGACAACCACAUCUUCACCAUCGAAAUCUGUGUCUCCUACGGUAAAGCGCACAAACCUUGCCAUUCCAGACUCCGAGAGGAAGGGUACAAGAUCGCCGAGUAUACUCAACGACGGUCCCGACGCAAUGAUACUGAUAAAACGCUCCUACACAUUUGCUGGGAAAAUACACCAUGAACAAAAAUUAGUCCCACGCCAUUCUGCCGAAGCAAAACUGUUUUUAGCAUCCCAAACAUCCAUUCCUUCUCCUACUACCGAUACAUCCCCAGAUCCUUUCGUCAAACCUAAACGCCCACCCAAAAAGGCCCGCCGCUCGAUCUUCGAGCCUGUUGUCGAUUUACCACCGCGCACGGAUCUCAAACUCGGGUUUAGGAAGCUACAAGAAGGAUUAGGCAAUCUGGAUGUUGGAGAGAAGGGGAAGAAGCUUAAUACAGUGGAGAAGAGUAAGAUGGAUUGGGCUGGAUAUGUGGAUAAGGAGGGAAUUGCAGAAGAGUUGGACCAAGCUGGGAAGAGGAAGGGUGGAUUCAAAGAGAGGCAGGAGUUUAUUGCAAGGACGCAAUUUAGACAAGAGGAGGAUGAUAGGCGGGCUAGGGGGGUUGUUAGUCUAAGUGGUGGACUUUGA
Molecule: messenger RNA, 1065 nt
Organism: Glarea lozoyensis ATCC 20868
Lineage: Eukaryota; Fungi; Ascomycota; Leotiomycetes; Helotiales; Helotiaceae
Exons: 2
Coding region: 1-1065 (354 amino acids)
Source: RefSeq, a predicted model, not a curated record